Bacidia gigantensis is the source of this 996-nucleotide messenger RNA. RefSeq lists its product as uncharacterized. Gene Ontology annotation, biological process: proteasome-mediated ubiquitin-dependent protein catabolic process. The transcript is spliced from 4 exons. Gene Ontology annotation, cellular component: nucleus; cytoplasm. Gene Ontology annotation, molecular function: protein binding. The coding region runs from base 1 to 996 and encodes 331 amino acids. NCBI's taxonomy places the organism in Eukaryota, Fungi, Ascomycota, Lecanoromycetes, Lecanorales, Ramalinaceae. The record is from RefSeq and is a predicted model, not a curated record.
AUGUCAUCCACUACCACGUCCACUGCCACUCCCCCAAAGCAACAUUUCGAUUCUCUACUUGAAGAUGUCAGAGUUUCCAAAGCUGACUUCAACCAUAUCGUGAUGGACUACCUAGUCCGCAAUGGCUAUCCCUCUUCGGCUGAAAAAUUCGCAGCGGAGGCGAAUAUACAACCACAGCUUGACCUAGAUUCGAUCGCACAGAGGGUCAAAAUAAGAGAGGCUAUCCAUUCAGGCGAUAUUCAAACAGCGAUUGAAGAGAUCAACGAAGCGGAUCCACAGCUCCUAGACAAAAACGCAUCCCUACACUUUGCCCUCCUCCGCCUUCAACUCAUUGAGCUGAUUCGUCACGCUACCGCUAAGCCUGACGGCGACAUUACUCCAGCCCUUGAUUUCGCCACUACCUACCUUGCACCUCGCGCCUCAAUAAAGACCGAGUUUCUUGGGGACCUCGAGCUGGCCAUGGCUCUUUUGAUCUUCCCCCCAGAAAAUCUCACGCCUGUCCUGGCGGAAUUACUGCAGCCUUCUCUGAGGCAGAAGGUCGCUACAGACGUCAACGAAGCUUUGCUUCGAGGGGGCGGAGAGAGAGAAAAGGCUACAAUCUAUAGCCUUAUCAGCCAUAGAGCUUGGGCGGAGCAGAGAGCGUCCAAGGAGAGGAGCGACAGCAUGCCGGAGGGUCUUGCGCUAGGUCUGGAGCCUGCAAAUGCUGCUCGUGAUGCACAACGCGAGAAUGGCAGUGGAACCAAAAAUGAACGGGACAGGGAAGGGGAUUCAAUGGCAACAGGAUGGGACGUUAAACAUGGAAGGGCGGCAAAGGAGGAUCACAUUGCGCGAUUUCGAUCAAGCUGUUUCGAAACAGGCUUGAUCAUGUUGGAUGUGACAUUCCUUGUGCCAGACAGAUCAGUGGAAGCAAAGUUGAGCCGCGUCUCGGACAAUUGCGUGGGCGAGAUUACUCCCGCCCAUAUCACUGCUCAAUUCCAUCAACGUGCGGACAUUUGA